Molecule: messenger RNA, 2693 nt
Organism: Vespula vulgaris
Lineage: Eukaryota; Metazoa; Arthropoda; Insecta; Hymenoptera; Vespidae
Product: caseinolytic peptidase B protein homolog
Exons: 10
Coding region: 359-2296 (645 amino acids)
Biological process (GO): proteolysis; cellular response to heat
Cellular component (GO): cytoplasm; mitochondrion
Molecular function (GO): ATP hydrolysis activity; aspartic-type endopeptidase activity; protein binding
Source: RefSeq, a predicted model, not a curated record
UAUCCUUCUUCUAAGAUUAAUAUCUAUUUAAUAUUUUAACGAGAAAUUAUUUAUAAUUUUUAUAAUACAUUACUUUCAAUUACGUAUUAUAUCUUUGAAAAACAUACAUGUUUUUUCUACAUAAUUGGCAAUGUGUCUACUUAGAGUACGUUUGCGUUUAAUCGAAAUAAAUGAUUUUUCUUAAUUUUUAUAAAAAAUAUGGAUAUUAAUUUUAUCGGGAUAACAAAUCAUGAAAUUAUAAACACGAGUUUAUCAAUCCUUUCAAGAGAAUACCAGAUAUUAGUGAAUUAUUCAAUGUAUGUAUGUUUUCCAAAAAGAGUCACGUGUGUAAAAACGUAAAAGAAAUAGUUCUUCAAAAAUGUCACGGUGGGGUAACUUGAAAUUAUAUCUCACCAUGAGAAGUCCUAAGCAUACGGAAAUAAUAUUAAGUUAUUUGAAGCUUGGAAAAGAUGGUAGAAUCAGGGAUACAUUCUGUCAGUAUGGUAGAGGUUAUGGACAGUUUUGUUAUAUCUUAGAAAAGCAGGCUUAUCCAUUAUGUAAAUUGAUAGAUACAUUCUUUACAACAUGUAGUCCAAUAGUUUUUAAAUAUAUAAAUGGUCCACUCAGAAUAAGAAAGAAUGAUACCAAUCAAAGCCGUUAUAAAAAUCUAGGAUUGAUAUUAGGCGGUAUUGGUCUUGUCACAGCUUUGUGUGAUUCUCCAGAUUAUACUAGAGAAAAGCGUUUCUUUCGUGCAGCACAAUACGGUAAUAUACCGGAACUUAAAAGAGCAUUGUCAGAUGGUAUUGACGUGAAUGAGAGGCAUCCACUGGGUUGGACCGCUUUACAGGCAGCAGCAAUAAAUGGAAAGGGCGAUGCAGUUAAAUUCUUGAUAGAAAAAGGUGCUGACCUAAAUGCAGGGGACAAUUUUAUUAAUGUUUAUAAAACUGCUAUGCAAAAAGGUUUACAUACAAUAGAAGUACUUCAGAAAAGAUCAGACGAAUUCUUUGAUGGAUUAAACAGUAGAGCUUCGUUUCAUGGCUUCACAGCAUUGCAUUAUGCUGUUCUAGCUAAUUCUAAAAGUUGUGUAAAAGCAUUACUAGAUGCAGGAGCAGAUCCUACUGUUGAAAAUGAUGCAGGACAUCGACCAGUAGAAUACACGAAAGAAGGAGAAAUUAAAGAUAUGCUUAUCAAAUACGCAUUAAUGUUUGAUGAAAUUUUGAAAGAAAAAGAAGCAGAAGAGCGGCGUAGAUUUCCAUUGGAACAACGUCUUAAACAGCACAUUGUUGGACAGGAAGGACCAGUUUCUAUUGUUGCAUCUACUAUUAGGAGAAAAGAAAAUGGUUGGAUAGAUGAGGAACAUCCAUUGGUAUUCUUAUUUCUUGGUUCAUCUGGAAUUGGAAAAACUGAAUUAGCUAAACAAUUAGCAGCAUACAUUCAUAAAAAUAAAUCAGAUGGCUUUAUUCGCUUAGAUAUGUCCGAGUAUCAAGAGAAACACGAAGUUGCUAAAUUAAUUGGUGCACCACCAGGAUAUGUAGGGCAUGAAAGUGGUGGCCAAUUAACAAAGUUAUUAAAAAAAUGUCCUAAUGCUGUUGUAUUAUUUGAUGAAGUUGAUAAAGCACAUCCUGAUGUCUUAACAGUACUAUUACAACUUUUUGAUGAGGGAAGAUUAACCGACGGUAAAGGAAAAACGAUUGAAUGUAAGAACGCAAUUUUUAUAAUGACAUCAAAUUUAGCAAGCGAAGAAAUCGCAGAAUAUGCUAUGCAGCUUCGCGAAGAAGCAAAUCGUUUGUUAUCUCAAAGACUCGAUAAAAAUUCGAACGAAGAUCAAGAACCAGAACAUAUUGAGAUAUCUCGUAAUUUUAAAGAUCAAGUGGUGCGUCCGAUAUUGAAAGCAUAUUUUCGAAGAGACGAAUUUUUGGGUAGAAUAAAUGAAAUUGUUUACUUCUUACCAUUCUCCAGAGCAGAAUUAUUAAAAUUAGUAGCUCGAGAAUUAGAUGCAUGGGCUGUACGUGCACGUGAAAGGCACAUGAUCGAAUUAAAAUGGGAGAGAGAUGUGUUAUCAGUUUUAGCCGAUGGAUAUGAUUCUCAUUAUGGUGCACGUUCGAUUAAGUAUGAAGUUGAAAGACGUGUAGUCAAUCAAUUAGCUGCUGCUCAUGAACGAGGACAAAUUGCAAAGGGAUGUUGUGUGUUACUUAAAGCAAAAUGGCAUGAAAAUGGAGCAAGUAUAUGUCUUUCCGUUCGUCCAAAAGGAGUAAAAGAUUUUGUGGAUAUUGCUGAAACCGAUAAUUUAGUAAAAAAUGUCAAUUCUUUGAUUUAACUUAAAAUUAUUUCAGUUUAUAAUAGAUAGACCAUAAAUAAUGAUACGUUUUUUCAUAAUACUGUAACUAGUCAUUUAAUUUCGAGCUAAGAUAAAAAUGUAUAUAUAUAAUUUCAAAGAUUUUUCUCUAUAACGUUUCUCGUGCUUUUAAUGCCAUGACGUUUGCCACAUAUAGUACAUAUUUCAUUAAUUUAAGUAGAACAUAAUAUAUUAUCAAUUUUUUCUUUCUAUACACACGGCUUUUUAUAAAUUAAUUAGUAUGAUAUAUAUGGGCUCGAGUAUUAUUUAAAGUGACGAGUUAGGAUUUUUUGCUUAAUAUACAUGAUAUCAAAGAAAACAAAUUGAUUGUUGCUUAUAUUAUUAUUAUAAUCACUUUAAUAAAAAAUAAUUCUCUGUA